AUGUCUCUCCCUCCUGAAAUCGACGAUUUCAUCAAACUAGCCAUAGAUCACUCUUUAGGGCUUCCAGUCUCUUCCCAAACCCUCGACAUCAAGCUUCGCGCCGCCAAACAAUCAGAUCAGUUACUCCGUGAUCAGAACGCAUCACUACUUAAUAAAUUGAAAGAAAAAGAUGAACUCAUCGAACAAGCCAAGUAUGAAGCUUGUUUGAGUGCUCAAGCGAUUAAGAAAUUCGUUGAGGAGAAUCAGAAAUUAGCAGUGGAGUGUGAGAAUCUUGUGGAGCAUUGUCAAAAACUGGAGAAGGAAUUUGUGCUGUAUGAGAAGGAUAGGGAAGCGUUGAUUAAUUUUCAGAAUGAAGCUGAGGAACGAGCGAGGGAGGCGUGGUUGCUAGUUGAAGAGUUGGAACGAGAUUUGAACGUUUAUGAGAUGAAGAUGAAAGAAUGCCAGGAAGAGAAUGAAUCGGUUGAUUUUUCUUCCACAAGCACGUCGGAGGAGGAGAGUUUGCUUGACUCCCUUCUGGCAACGGUUGCUACUAAAGAUGACUCUUCUACACACGAGUUCUUGGUCGCAAAUAGUGAAAAUGAGCAUUGUAAAAAGUUGCUGUCAAUGUGGAGUGGAUUCAAACAAUCAACUCAGAGAGUUUUGUCUCUUGUCGCUGAACUGACCUCUCUAGAAAAGGAUAAAGAGCAUCUAAGGAUUAACCUUGACAGAGCUGAAGAGGAGGGAAAAUUACUAUUUGUUGAAAAUGGCAUAUUGGAAAAGGAGAACAAAAGGCUAUUGAUGAAACUUUCCCAUAGUGCAUCUGCCAAGUCGAGCAAGAGAAAGUCAAGUCCCAAAACAAGUAGCCCGAUGAGGAAAAAGAUUGAUUUCGAUGAUCUAGAUUCCGUUUCUUCUCGACAACCGUUGUCACCCUUGCAAUGUAACUCGUCUGACUGUGUCACUGCUGUCUAG
Messenger RNA from Lathyrus sativus (Indian pea), 948 nucleotides. Lineage: Eukaryota; Viridiplantae; Streptophyta; Magnoliopsida; Fabales; Fabaceae. The record is from the annotation of a GenBank genome assembly.